Messenger RNA from Sorex fumeus (smoky shrew), 2249 nucleotides. RefSeq names its product T cell activation RhoGTPase activating protein (gene TAGAP). Gene Ontology annotation, molecular function: GTPase activator activity. The coding region runs from base 120 to 2249 and encodes 709 amino acids. Lineage: Eukaryota; Metazoa; Chordata; Mammalia; Eulipotyphla; Soricidae. The transcript has 10 exons. Gene Ontology annotation, biological process: signal transduction; regulation of Rho protein signal transduction. The record is from RefSeq and is a predicted model, not a curated record.
CUGUGAUGCGGUUCCUCCACAGCGCGUAGGAGCUAAACUCACUCUGGCUGGAGCCCUCCGGGACAGAGCCAAGGUCACUUGGCAGUGGAAUUCAUCACUGGAAGUUAGCCUCAAUUCUAAUGAAAUUAAUAAGCAGUCACAAUACUUCAAAAACACUAAAUGCUGAAAAUAUGGAGACAUUAAUUGAAUGUCAAUCAGAGGGGGACCUGAAGGAACAUCGGGUGUUGGCAUCAUGUGACAAUGAAGAUAACAUCUGCCAGCUAAUUGAAGUUAAGAAGAGGAAGAAGGGGCUAUCCUGGCCUUCUCUCAUGAGAAGGCUCUCUCAUUUAUCUGAUUUUUCUGGAGCUUCAGAACCAGAACUGAAAACAUCCCUCUUUGAUCAGCCCUUGUCAAUUAUCUGCGGUGACAAUGACACCCUGCCCAAACCCAUUCAGGAUAUUCUCACUGUUCUGUGCCUGAAAGGACCUUCCACUGAAGGGAUCUUCAGGAAAGCAGCCAACGAGAAAGCCCGGAAAGAGCUCAAAGAGGAGCUCAACUCAGGUGGGGCAGUGGAGCUCCGUGGCCAACCAGUGCACCUCCUGGCCGUGGUCUUCAAGGACUUCCUCAGAGGCAUUCCUCAGAAGCUGCUGUCAUGUGACCUGUUUGAGGAGUGGAUGGGGGCCCUGGAGAAGCAGAAUGAAGAGGACAGGAUCGAGGCCCUGAAACAGGUUGCAGAGAAGCUUCCCAGGCCCAACCUCCUGCUUCUCAAGCACCUGAUCUAUGUGCUUUACCUGAUCAGCAAGAACUCAGAGACCAAUAAGAUGGACGCCAGCAACCUGGCCAUCUGCGUCGGUCCCAACAUGCUGGCCCGAGACAAUGACCAAAAUCUGUCCUUCGAAGCCCAGAAAGACCUGAACAAUAAGGUUAAGUCACUGGUGGAAUUCCUCAUUGAUAACUGCCUUGAAAUAUUUGGGGAGAACAUUCCAGCACAUUCCAGCAUUGCUUCUGAUGAUUCCCUGGAACACACUGACAGUUCAGACACGUCCACCCUGCACAACGACUCAGCCUAUGACAGCAAUGACCCCGACGUGGACUGGGGCAGCACCCUGGGCUCCCCUUGCAGUCAGCAACAGGUGCCCUCGGACCAGGCCGCCAGCUGGGCCCCCCAAAGCACAGAGCGGCAGUCGUGGGAGCUGAGUCGGGAACCCACCCUGGCCAUGGUGGCCAGGCUCAGAGGCACUCUCGGGGCAUCAGACAGGAGCUACUCGGAGCCCAGCAUGCCAUGCGCUCCAAGGGACCCCGAGAGCCAGAGGUUGAGCCCCCUACUUGGAAGGCAGGUGCGGGGCUUCCAAGCGGAGCACUCAGACAGCGAAGACCCCGAAGACCCCUUCCCGGAGGAAGAGGCAGAGGAGGAGGAAGAUGAGGAGGAGGAGGAGGAGGACGAGGAGGAGGCGACUCCAGGUGCAGAGGGCCCAGCCCAGCGCCUGCUGGACCCCAGCGGGAAGCAGACGUGCCCACGGGCUCCCCAGGCCCCCCGGGGCUCUCUGGACACUUCUUCUGAGGGCUCGCCCACCGCGUCCCCCGCCAGCCCCAAGCGCGGCUUCUUCACUCGACACCAGUCCUUCACCAGGUGGGAGAGGAGCAAGCCUCAACGCACGCUCAAGAAGCACUCGCUGUCCUUCUCCUUCCCCUCGCCGCCCAGGAUGCUGCCCACUGUGCCCAGUGCCAGUCCAGCGUCCUGCAGAGGCUGCCACCGAGACCAGCCCGCCAAGGGGCCCAGGAAGGAAACGCGGCUGGCCGGGCGCAUGGUCCGGGAGAGCCUGUGGGACUGGCCAGGCCCCAUGGCCCCGCUGGACUCCAGUUCAGCGCGUAUGCUCGGGCAGCUGGACCAGCAGCGUGCAGGGCAUCCUCCCUCUUACCAGGAGGCCAUCCGGACUUCAGGCCUGGCGGCCAGCGGGUGCAGGACCGUGGGCAGCAUGAGGGCCCGGAUGCUCAGCCUGGACGCUGGACGCCUCCCGCUGCUUCCUGCCCAGCACGCGGGGGAUGCCCUUGAUGGACACACCAGCUGCCCUGGGAUCAGGAGUUGGAAACCCAGUGAGACUGUGUGUGCUUCUGCGGACACUACAGAACCCGGGCGGCCGGAGCUGCACAGACUCACAACCAUGACUGAGUCCAGACCCGCGGACAAGAGGGACAGCCUUCUCUGGAGGUGCAGUCAGCCCGUGUUUGAGGCUGAGCAACUACAGUGUGCUAAAGAAUCCUACAUCUAG